Messenger RNA from Hypanus sabinus (Atlantic stingray), 6239 nucleotides. It is a transcript of the gene rock1, whose product is annotated as Rho-associated, coiled-coil containing protein kinase 1. Gene Ontology annotation, molecular function: small GTPase binding; ATP binding; Rho-dependent protein serine/threonine kinase activity. The transcript has 33 exons. NCBI's taxonomy places the organism in Eukaryota, Metazoa, Chordata, Chondrichthyes, Myliobatiformes, Dasyatidae. Gene Ontology annotation, biological process: peptidyl-threonine phosphorylation; Rho protein signal transduction; embryonic morphogenesis. The record is from RefSeq and is a predicted model, not a curated record. Bases 763 to 4854 code for a protein of 1363 amino acids. Gene Ontology annotation, cellular component: cytoskeleton; cytoplasm.
UUCCUGUGAGUGUUUGAACAGGAAGGCGGACAUGUUGAUCAGGAAAAGAAAGUUGCAACUGACGGCUACAUUUUCAGGAAGGAAAAAAAUUGUUCUGCAUUUUUGUCGUCUUUGAGAAAGAACCCGGAGAAUAAUUAUCUUCGUUGCUUUUUGCUUUGAAACAAGUUUAAUAAUGAAUUUAAAUGAGCUGCUGGUUUUGUGAUCUACGUUAAGCGAUGUACACAGAGGAUGUUAAAUGCGCGCCGUGCAAUACAGUCUGAAGAAACAUUUGCAGAAGUUCAUUUUCCUGAACUGAAGCUGUCAAGAUACCAGAUGUGUUGUUCAGGCCUUAUAUAACUGGAGGUUGUUACAGGAGCUUGAAAGUGUGAUUUCCUGCAAAUUGAACUUUUAAGGCAAAAUUGCACAUUUCUACUGUUUCAAUACGUAGAUGACGAAUGUAUAUAUUAUAUAGGGUAUAUUUUUAAGUGCAAAUCAGAAUACUUUUUGGUAAAUAAGUCACUGCCCUCUUAAGUUUUGAAGAGAAACGGGAAGUCUAUUUAUUUUUAAAUGCGGCAAAAAUUCUCAGAAACUUCAUGGGAGGUUUUAUGGUUCCGAGUGUUGGGGAAAAAAUGUUGGGUGAAGCAAUGUCGUGAAGCGGUCUGCAACGUUUGUUAAACCCAUCUUUUCGAGGCUUCUGAACGGACAGGUGUCAUAUCGGAAGUGCUUAUUUUAUAUCAAUUUUGUUUACAUUAAUUGGAACAAAACUUAAAAUAUCAGGACACAAUGUCGUCUGGAGAAAAUUUGGAAGCUCGGUUUGAAAAAAUUGAAUCCAUGUUAAAGGAUCCCAAGUGCGAGGUGAACUGCGAAAGUUUGCUGGAUAGCUUGGAUGCCUUGAUUUAUGAUUUGGACUUCCCUGCCUUAAGAAAGAACAGGAACAUAGAUAACUUCAUUAAUCGAUAUAAAGAUGCAAUGAGUAAAGUUCGGGAUUUGAGAAUGAAAGCAGAAGAUUAUGAAGUUGUUAAAGUAAUUGGUAGAGGAGCGUUUGGUGAAGUUCAGCUGGUGAGACAUAGAAAUACCCGUAAAGUCUUUGCAAUGAAAUUGCUCAGCAAGUUUGAGAUGAUAAAGCGAUCUGAUUCAGCAUUCUUCUGGGAAGAAAGGGGCAUUAUGGCGUUUGCAAAUAGUCCAUGGGUUGUACAGCUAUCAUAUGCUUUUCAAGAUAAUCGUUAUCUCUACAUGGUGAUGGAAUAUAUGCCUGGAGGGGAUCUUGUAAAUUUAAUGAGUAAUUAUGAUAUGCCUGAAAAAUGGGCCAGGUUUUAUACGGCAGAAGUUGUUCUUGCUUUGGAUGCAAUUCAUUCCAUGGGCUUCAUUCACAGAGAUGUGAAGCCAGAUAAUAUGCUGCUUGACAAAGCUGGUCAUUUAAAAUUAGCAGAUUUUGGAACUUGCAUGAAAAUGAAUAAAGAAGGCAUGGUGCGAUGUGAUACAGCUGUUGGGACACCCGAUUAUAUUUCUCCUGAAGUGCUGAAAUCUCAAGGUGGAGAUGGCUAUUAUGGGAGGGAGUGUGAUUGGUGGUCAGUAGGAGUAUUUCUCUAUGAGAUGCUUGUUGGUGACACACCUUUUUAUGCAGAUUCAUUAGUUGGAACAUACAGCAAGAUUAUGAAUCAUAAAAACUCAUUGUCAUUUCCUGAAGAUAAUGAUAUUUCUAAGGAUGCAAAGAGCCUUAUCUGUGCUUUCCUCACUGACAGGGAAGUAAGACUAGGCCGGAAUGGUGUUGCAGAAAUAAAAAAGCAUCCUUUCUUCCGAACUGAUCAAUGGACCUGGGAAAAUAUUAGAGAGAUUUCUGCACCUGUUGUGCCUGAGCUAAGUAGUGACAUUGACACAAGCAAUUUUGAUGAGUUGGAAGAAGACAAAGGUGAGGAAGAAACGUUUCCUGUGCCGAAAGCCUUUGUUGGAAAUCAGUUACCUUUUGUUGGCUUCACAUACUACAGAGACCACCAGAAUUCAUCUGGUACUCCUAAACAAGCAAGUGAUUGUAGAACUCGUUCUACCAUGGACAAUAGCCAAAUUGAAAAUUUGAAAAAGACUAUUGAUGAACUUGAAGAGCAAUUGCACAAUGAAAUACAAUUAAAGGAUGAAUGGGAACAAAAAUACAAGGCAGGAAAUGUAAAGUUGGAGAAAAUUACAAAAGAACUGGACGAUGAGGGUAUUGCAAGAAAAACAUUAGAAGUUAACUUGUCUCAGCUUGAGAAGGAAAAAUUGAUGGCACAGCACAAGGUCAAUGAAUAUCAAAGGAAAUUAGAACAAGAGGUUGAAAAGAGGCGCAAUUUGGAAAAUGAGGGUUCCAUGUUAAAGGAGCAACUUGAAGAUUUGAAGAAAGUGACUCAGAGCUCCCAGAUAUCAAAUGAGAAAAUUGUGCAAUUACAAAGACAAUUAGAAGAAGCCAAUGUUUUGUUACGAACUGAAUCAGACACCGUAGCAAGGUUACGGAGAAAUCAAACGGAACUAACAAAGAGCAUGAGUCAGUUGGAGACCGUAAACAGUGAACUGCAGGAGCGAAACCGACUUUUAGAGAAUACAAAGCUACAACUGGAGAAAGAUAUUAUCCAGCAACAAUCUGCUUUGGACACCGAACGAAGAGAUCGCAGUCAUGGUUCAGAAGUGAUCAGUGAUUUGCAGGCUCGAAUUACUUCAUUACAAGAAGAAUUGAAAUCAAUGAAGCUUAACCUUUCCAAAUCAGAGAUGGAAAAGAAGCAAGUGCAAGAGAGACUUAGUAAUUUGGAGAAGGAAAAGAAUAACCUGGAAAUUGAUGCAAAUUACAAACAAAAAAUGUUACAGCAGCGACUGGAUCAAGAGGUCGCUGAGCACAAAGAAACCAAAGCACGAUUGGCAGAUGAGUAUGAAUCCAUUGAAGAAGCAAGAUCUGCAGCCAUGAGUGAAAUGGAUAACAAGUUGAGAGAAGAGAGGUUGUCCAAGCAAAGAGCUGAGAAUCAGAUGAUGGAAAUUGAGAAGCAGCGGUCAAUGCUGGAUGUGGAUUUAAAGCAGUAUAAACAAAAGGUGGAGCAGCUCAGUAAGCAGAAGGAAAGGUUGGAAGAAGAGGUGAAGAAUCUGUCAUUUCAGCUGGAUCAAGAGAAGAAUAAACAGGCAGUGACAAAGAAUGAGCUAAAGGCACAGUCAUUGGAAGCAGACUGUCUUAAAGGAUCAGAGAAACAGCUGAAACAAGAGAUCAAUUCAUUGCUAGAAUCCAAACGGUCACUGGAAUUUCAGCUGGCGCAACUCUCAAAGCAAUAUCGAGGUAAUGAAGGCCAGAUGAGAGAGCUCCAGGACCAGCUUGAGGCAGAGCAAUAUUUUUCAACUCUGUAUAAGACUCAAGUUAAGGAGCUCAAAGAGGAAAAUGAGGAGAAAAAUCGAAUAAACAAUGAACUUCAGAGGAGGAUGCAGGAGCUUGUUAGUGAAAGGGAUUCAGUAACUUCACAACUGGAUUUAACAAUAACUAAAGCAGAUUCUGAGCAGCUAGCUCGAGCUAUAGCAGAGGAUCAAUGUUACGAACUUAACCAGGAACUUAAAAAAACAGUGGCACGACACAAGCAAGAGCAAAUAGAGAAGGACAACACCAUUAGCUCACUGGAGGAGUCGAAUAGAACCCUGACCAAAGAUGUAGAAAAUCUAUCCAAAGAGAAAGCAGAAAUUGAUGAAAAACUGAGGUCAAUGGGAGAAGAUUUACAAAAGAAGAAGGAAGAAGAAUUGAAUGUGAAAAGCCACUACGAGAAAAUGAUUAACCAAGAACGUACAUUGAAAACACAAGCUGUCAAUAAACUUGCUGAAAUUAUGAACCGGAAAGAUAUAAAAGUGGAUCGGAAGAAAGCAAAUACAUCAGAUGUCCGAAAAAAAGAAAAGGAAAACAAAAAAUUGCAACUGGAAUUGAACCAGGAGAAAGAGAAAUACAGUCAGAUGGUUGUGAAGUAUCAAAAGGAUUUAAAUGAAAUGCAAGCACAAUUAGCAGAGGAAUGUAACCUUCGCACAGAGAUGCAAAUGCAGCUUGAUAGUAAGGACAGCGAUAUUGAACAGCUUCGUUCUAAACUUCAGGAUCUCCAGCUUCGUAUGGAUAAUACAAGUGUUGCCAGCUUGCAUUCUGAAGAUUCUGACGGAAGUGUAGUUGAAACCAGGAUGGAGGGCUGGUUAUCAAUACCAAACCGGGCUAACAUAAAGCGUUAUGGAUGGAAAAAACAGUAUGUUGUAGUGAGCAGCAGAAAAAUACUGUUCUAUGAAGAUGAGCUGAAUAAAGAACAAUCUAAUCCUUCAAUGGUAUUGGAUAUCGACAAAUUGUUCCAUGUGCGCCCUGUAACACAAGGUGAUGUAUACAGGGCAGAAACUGGAGAAAUCCCUCGGAUAUUCCAGAUAUUAUAUGCCAAUGAGGGUGAAUGUCGAAAGGAUGUGGAAGCAGAAGCUGUGCAAUCAGUGGAAAAGCCUGAUUUUAUACCUCAUAAAGGUCAUGAAUUUAUCCCUACACUUUAUCAUUUUCCCACAAAUUGUGAAGCUUGUGCAAAGCCUCUGUGGCAUGUUUUCAAACCACCAGCUGCAUUGGAGUGCAGGCGAUGCCAUGUUAAGUGCCAUAAGGAUCAUUUGGAUAAAAAGGAAGACAUGAUUGUACCAUGCAAAGUGAAUUAUGAUGUCAACACAGCGAGGGAUAUGUUGCUACUAGCAUGUUCUCAGGAUGAACAGAAGAAAUGGAUUGGACAUUUAGUGAAGAAAAUUCCUAAGAAUCCUCCGGCUGUAUCAAGUUUUGUGCGUGCUUCUCCCAGGUCAUCAAGUACAAGAUCGGCGCCAAAUCAGUCUUUUCGCAAACCUGCCAAACAUAUUGCCCCAGUCAAGCCCAGCUAACCAUUUAUGGAAUUUGGAUCCAAUAUACUUUUCAAGGGAGCAAGGCUUUGUGAGAUUGAAAGCAAGUGCAAAGUGGAUUCCUUCCAAUUUAAGUGUUACAAAUUUCAGGGUUAAAAUUGUUUAAUCUCCACCUUUCACCUACUUACUAUUCCUGCACUAUUUGAAAUGUGUGCAAGGCCUUUCAUUGCACAUUUACCAUUCCAGCAUUUUUUUUUUGGAUUGCAGCAGAUAGCAAUCUAUAAAUCGGAUGAUUUCUCUCUAAUAGGCAGGUGAACAUGGAGGCAGCUCAUUAUAGAACAGCCUCGUAAGUUUUUUGUGUGUGUUACUUCAUCAAGUAAGGGAUAGGGUAUCUGCACUUGAGGGAAUAGCUUAUGCUAAAGCAAGGAGGGAAGUGUGUGAAAUUGACUUCUGAAAAUAGUACAAGACACAAAGAAUUGCUUUGAAGAUGGAGUCAGGUGCUUUAACAAAAACAUUGUUAUAUUGAAUUUGUUAUGCCUCAAGUUACAUGCCUUCUGUGCAUAUCCAUUGAGACCAUUAGAGCUUUAAUAUGUCAUGGCUUUAAGAUAUUCAGUCUGCUAGAAUAAAAGCUUAAAUUGAAAUGUUUAGCACUGGGAAAAAAUCGACAGAAUAUUUCGCUCAUGAGUUUUUUGAAAAGCCAUAGUAGUUGAUAUGUUGAUGUACCAUUUUUUUUUAAAAAAGGAAAAGGAUAAAAGAAGCAUUAUGGAAUAAGCAGUAAUUCAAAAGACCAGGUUUGUAUUUUGCGGGGCACAUUAUUUUGUCAUGAUUUUAUAAAUAGAUUGCCUUACAUUUUAAAUGAAUUCUUAUCAGAUGGUAGACAGCGUUAACUUAACAAAUAAAUUGUGCACUGUUUUAAAACAUAAAUUAUUCUACUUUUAAACACUUCAACAAGAAUAACAUUAUUCUGUUGAUGCCUUACUUUUGAAGAACUGUUUUCCUGCCACAUAAUUCAUCAUAAAUUUUAAGUAACUGCACCAGCUUCAACGAUUUUCAUUGCAUUGUGAACUGUUGUUUCGGGUAUUUUGAAUAUGAUUCGAAAAUGAAUAAAUUGCCUGUAAUCAGUUGGAAUUAUGCAUAGGAAAACCUGCAGCAAACUUGAACUAUGGAUGGCAUUAGAUAAGAUUUAUUUCAGGAGUUACUCCAAUAAGAACUGUUGUAUUUUCAGUUUUAUUUUUGCCAGUCAGCAGGAAUAUAUUCAUAAAAAUGAAUGAUAUGGCUCACUGUACCUCCCAUGUAAUAUAUAAAGGCUUUGCAGUUACAUGUAUUAAAGCACUGGAAAAUGAAUUUUUGCUGAAGAUGAUCGCAUAUUUUGUGAUGUUGAAAGUCGCACUGAUUGGUAUGUACCAAUAAACAUAUCUAUAUGUAUU